Homalodisca vitripennis (glassy-winged sharpshooter) is the source of this 1001-nucleotide messenger RNA. Its product is annotated as keratin, type I cytoskeletal 9-like. Lineage: Eukaryota; Metazoa; Arthropoda; Insecta; Hemiptera; Cicadellidae. The transcript is spliced from 3 exons. The coding region runs from base 275 to 739 and encodes 154 amino acids. The record is from RefSeq and is a predicted model, not a curated record.
UUGGUAGAUAAUUCUUCAUGUACAUAAAUGUAAUUUACACUGACGUAAUAUGUUAGACUGUUUAUUUUCAGUAAUUAUUGGACACCACAUUUACACGAGCUGAACCAGUUCGGUCUGAGGAUACAGUGUAAAGUACUCGUAACGGCAAUGACCCGGGGUUUCCCGGUAUCUUGCUUAGAUAUACAUCGACACUUCUCACUUCUGCAUCAUUCGAGCUGCUAAUUCGUCAGGAGCUACAGCACACUUGUGAAUUUUCUGGCCCACGUGCGCUGACAUGGCAAUAUCAACUACUGUUCUACUAGGUCUGCUAGUAGUAAUUCCGUCAGUGCUGACGGACUGUAGACCUGGCCCUCCUCCAAAUUGUUACGACUGGCACCUCGGUAUAAAUAGAGUGAACCCUAGAGGUGCCGUAGUUUACGGCCACGCCAACGUCCCCAUCCAUCAAGGUUCAUCCAGCAGCUCUCAUGGCCAACUCCACGGCUCCAGAGUGUUCGGAGGACCGUACAGUGGAGCGCAGACUGUCGGCGGCAACCUCAACUACCAGCACAACAACGGUGUACAUGGCAGUGUGGGGGCGACACACACGAGAGGGGUGGGCAACUCCUUCAGCGCCUCCGCCGGUGGCAGUGGAAAACUGGGGCCGGGCACUCUGUCUGUAGGGGGCGGCGCUAGCACCAUUCCUGGCUCUAGUAGAGUACAGGGCCAAGUGGGAGCUACCUACUCUGUGCCUCUGCCUUGAGAUAGAACGAUGAAUAUUGUUACGUUUUUAAAAGUUCCUUUGACCAUUUUGUAUAUAUCACUUGCAUUGUACAUAAAAUAGAUAAAUAAAAUACAUUUUUUAGUUAAUAUUAGUACAUAUUUCUAAUGAAUUUAGCACGUAAACAUUAUAUUCAUAUUUUACAGUUUUUAAAUUAAAGUAAUUAAUCAAUCAAUUAAAUGUAAUUGAUCGAGAAUUAGUAUAAUUGUAUUUUGAACAGAAUAUAACAUUUUUACUAUCAAUA